Messenger RNA from Oryctolagus cuniculus (rabbit), 3385 nucleotides. RefSeq names its product hepatic and glial cell adhesion molecule (gene HEPACAM). The record is from RefSeq and is a predicted model, not a curated record. Lineage: Eukaryota; Metazoa; Chordata; Mammalia; Lagomorpha; Leporidae.
GACAGGAGAGGUUGGGACACAAGGGCCAAGUUGAGAGUGUGUCUCAACCCAGUGCCUUCAUUGAGCCCGGAUCUUCAUCUGCCCUGGCAGUGGAGCUUAGCACAGACAAGCCACGAACUGCUGGGCCACCACUGCCCCCCACUCUGGCACCUGCCUUGCAGAUUAUCUCUUAAGCAGAUAGAUACCCCCUUCCAUACUGGGGAUGUAGAGCUUGGAAACUAGAAAAUGCUAGGUCUGAGAGAGGGGAAAGAACAAGCCCAGCAACACACAGAGCUCUGUGUAUUCAGAGGGAAGUUGGCAGAGCUGUGUUCGGGCAGAGAAACUCCGAGUGGUACAAAGGGACGUGCUCAGAGUGGAGAAAUCAUGCUAAUUGUCUGCACCAGAGCUGGAGAACGCCACCCAAAAUGAAGAGAGAAAGGGGAGCCCUGUCCAGAGCCUCCAGGGCCCUGCACCUCGCUCCUUUUGUCUACCUACUUCUGAUCCAGACAGACCCCCUGGAGGGGGUGAACAUCACCAGCCCGGUGCGCCUGAUCCAUGGCACGGUGGGGAAGUCGGCCCUGCUCUCUGUGCAGUACAGCAGCACCAGCAGUGACAAGCCCGUAGUGAAGUGGCAGCUGAAGCGGGACAAGCCAGUGACCGUGGUGCAGUCCAUCGGCACGGAGGUCAUUGGCACCCUGCGGCCCGACUAUCGAGACCGAAUUCGGCUCUUUGAAAAUGGCUCCCUGCUUCUCAGCGACCUGCAACUGGCGGACGAGGGCACCUAUGAGGUUGAGAUCUCCAUCACUGAUGACACCUUCACUGGGGAGAAGACCAUUAACCUCACUGUGGAUGUGCCCAUUUCGAGGCCACAGGUAUUAGUGGCUUCGACCACUGUGCUGGAGCUCAGCGAGGCCUUCACCCUGAACUGCUCACAUGAGAACGGCACCAAGCCCAGCUACACCUGGCUGAAGGAUGGCAAGCCCCUCCUCAACGACUCGCGGAUGCUCCUGUCCCCUGACCAAAAGGUGCUCACCAUCACCCGCGUGCUCAUGGAGGAUGACGACCUGUACAGCUGUGUGGUGGAGAACCCCAUCAGCCAGGGCCGCAGCCCGCCCGUCAAGAUCACAGUGUACAGAAGAAGCUCCCUGUACAUCAUCUUGUCUACAGGAGGCAUCUUCCUCCUUGUGACCUUGGUAACAGUCUGUGCCUGCUGGAAACCCUCCAAAAAGUCUAGGAAGAAGAGGAAGCUGGAGAAGCAAAACUCCCUGGAAUACAUGGAUCAGAAUGAGGACCGCCUGAAAUCAGAAGACACCCUGCCGCGAGGCGGAGAACAAGAUCGCAAGAACCCCAUGGCAUUGUACGUUCUGAAGGACAAGGACUCUCCGGAGCCCGAGGAGAACCCCGCGCCGGAGCCUCGGAGCGCGACAGAGCCCGGCCCGCCCGGCUACUCCGUGUCGCCCACAGUGCCGGGCCGCUCGCCCGGGCUGCCCAUCCGCUCGGCCCGCCGCUACCCGCGCUCGCCAGCGCGCUCCCCUGCCACCGGCCGGACGCACUCGUCGCCGCCGCGCGCCCCGAGCUCGCCGGGCCGCUCGCGCAGCGCCUCGCGCACACUGCGGACUGCGGGCGUGCACAUGAUCCGUGAGCAGGACGAGGCGGGCCCGGUGGAGAUCAGCGCCUGAGCGCCGCGGGACCCCGGGGGACGCGCCCGCGGGCGAGGGGAGGUCCCGGCAGGGCGCACGCGUCUCGGGCAUGGUCGGCAAGAGCAUGCGCGGGUGGGCGCAGCGGGGCGUGGAUCUGGUGGUGAAAGCCGUUCCCGGCGGUGUUCUCAGCGGGUAUGGACUGUGCCCUCUUAGGACCGUAUAGAGUUUUAAAUCUCCAGCUCAAUCCCCAGAAGGGUCUUAUGGACACUAACACCAGUAACCUAACCCCCUUGACUGUCCUGGCUCUGCCCAGGGAGCUCCUACGCUUUCCAGCCACCCCAUUGGCUCCCAAGAAGCCUUAUUCCUGGGCAUAUUUUUGACAACCCCAAAUUAGAGAGGCCACCUGCCCCAAACGCACAACUGUCCUAAACUACGAAGAAGUUUCGCAUACUGGCGCUGUUCUGAGCACCCGAGGAAUCAUUGUGAAGGGAGUGAUUUGGGGCCCCUUCGCCGGGCACCUGCUGCCUGGGGAUCUGCGUGUUGGUGAAGGGGGGGCGGGGCACAAGGACAUUUUUCCUCCCUGUCCUGACCAAGCCAACUGUGCUUGACCUUGACCUCCUCCCAAAGCCUCCCUUGGCAGCAGGACAAGUCUUUGUGUCUCUGUUCAGGACUAAAAGAGAGGGGUGGGCUUACUCAGACAGGGAGUGCCUUCCCACUCAGUGCCCUGGCAGAGAGAGCCAGAACGAGUAGGGGAACUGCUUUUCACCCCUGGCACUCGUGCCCUCUCCCUAGCUUCCCUCCAAAACAAGCUUUGCAAACAAUCAUUACACCUGAGAAGGGUGUUGCAUUUUUCUCCAUCUGUCAGAGAGUAAGGUUCUCAUCUCCAGAGACAUGGUGGGAGGAGGGGGCGGAGCAUUCAAGACCACGUGGCCCAACCCCUGGCCUCCUGCCAUCCCCCCCCCCGGACCCCCCCCCCCCCCGGCGCUGCUCCCAGAUGCUGGCAUCCUUAAUCACACCACCGUAGAACACAGAGGGACUGGGUUCCUGGGCAGCCAGGCCAUGCCCAUGCCAUACCUCUUGAACAAUUAGUAGGAGAGGCAGUAUUCUGCAUGAGGAGAGAGGCGAUUUAAAAGCUGGAAGAGGAGGGAGGCUCUCUGGGUGUUCUGUCCUCUCCCUCCUGGUGCCUCCAAGGUCUUCCCACCCCUAACCCUUCCCCAUCCUCCCGAGGUCCAGCUCUGAGUCUCCACCAUCCCACAGAGCAAUCCCAAGGCCCCAGCUACCCACCACCUCCACUGGUGCAAGUUUUGUCCCAGCCCCAAGGGCCCCCUCGGCCCCACCCUGGUAGCACACCCCUCUUGGCUCCCCUCCACACUUCCCCAGCCCCACUUGAGCAGUAGUCUUCCUUAGCCAGAACCAACCCUGGCCCGUAAUGAGAUAGCGCAUGUAGGGGAAAGUUGCUCAGAUGGGUGGAAGAGGCAGGAGCUGGAGAAAGGGUACCUGCUGGUCAGCCUUGAAAUGCAGGGGUGAAGGUUGGGGUGAGAUGAGAGCACGCCGCACCCUGGUGCUGAGUCCCUGAAGGGCAGCUUCCCAGGCUCAAGCCAAAUCUGCCUGAAAUCUGUGGGGGUAUGGAAGGAAGUGGUUUCUCUGUUUUGUUUUGUUUUGCUCUUCAUCUUUGUAUUACUAGCAUCUAGUGGGUGCCUAGCACACCCUGGGUGCUCAAUAAACUUUUGAUGAAAUGAAAGGACAACUUUAUUCCACUUAAGUGA